CUUCUAAAUGCUCAUAAAUGAGAAAGGCCUCGACAUUAUCUUUGUUAUUUUUUAGUUCAACAAAAACCGACCGACGUCUAGAAGAUCCCUUGAAUGAAAAAUGACUGGAUCUUCCACCGAGGUAAAACACCUGGUUCAUUCCGACGAUGAAUCCCAAUUAAUAUCCAAGCUUUUGGUCCCUAGGAGAAGAAAAAAGAGUUCUCCCAUAAAACUCAAGCCUCAAGUAGUUGUGCAGCCGGAGAGCCCCAAUGGUUCGUGCUACCGAAUAUGCCCCACAUUGCAGAGUUAUUAACACAGCACAGCACUCCAAAGUCGACGCAAACAAAUGAAGACAGAAAUCUUCGAUGGAAUAAAUGACCUCAUUCUAAAAGGCAAAGGAAUUUUCGACGCAAUCGAGGAGAAAAUUGAUUCAACAGAUGAGGCACUCGAGUCUUCCGCAACAAGCGUAGCGAAAAAGGUCGACAGUUUGCAAAAUGAUGUCAAGGCUCGAGAUAAGAACAUUGACAAGCUAAAGAAGGAAAAUUCCGAGUUGAGAGAGUCGCUUCAGAAAUGCAAUGGCGAGAUAAAACAGAUGAAGACAAAGGUACAAGAUUUGGAAUCAGGAAUGGCAGAAAAAAUGGCGAAGAUUAAGAAUCUGGAAGAUUGGAGAAUUAAGGCGCGCAAGUUGUUGACUGGCGAAGUUUCUGAGCUGUUGAACCAUUCUUUAAUGAGUUAGGUUAGAGUUGGAUAUGAAGAUGGAACUUGGGCUGUUUGUG
This is a messenger RNA of Sclerotinia trifoliorum, 755 nucleotides long. The record is from the annotation of a GenBank genome assembly. Lineage: Eukaryota; Fungi; Ascomycota; Leotiomycetes; Helotiales; Sclerotiniaceae.